AUGGGAACGCGCGCGGUCAGGCGGGCGGACGGGCGGGGAAAAGCGGACUGGGAUGACGGCGAGACGAACACGCCGCGCGGGACGGUCGUGUUCGCGGACCCAGGGCGGAAGCGGGACAAGGAGCUGCUGGAGAGCAUCAGGGGCCCAGAUCCGAGCGGCACCCGGUGGAUGAGCAUAGGCGGCUGGGGCCUCAGUGAAGGCCGCGAAGACGACUCGCGCGCGUAUGGCGAAGAGGACGACGGGCCGAUGGACUGGGACCGGGUGCAGGCAAUGUUCGAGUAUAUGAUCAGGCUCGUCCCGCUGGACGAGCGGGACCGCACCCGUGUAGCGCAUGAAGUGAUCCCUCGUGCGCUGGCCGACCCGAUCGAGAUGGGGGCGACAGAUACGUCGGCGGACGAUGAAGCCUUGGCUGUCGCUCUGGACAAGUGGCAGUUGAAGGACGAUGUCCCCGGUGAAGUCGUACGCUUCCCGGACACCAACGAUGCGCUCUUCUCCGCCCUCACCACCAAACCGGUCCACAUCGAGGCCAUAUCCUACGUGCUCAGCCACUCGACCCUCUGCAGAUACGGAGACUCUGACUGGCGCCAGUCGUUUGCAAGCAUCAAAUUCGUCCUCGCCGAGAACCCGUACCUCCAACGCCCGCACACGAAGUCUCUCCCCCAUCGACUCCGCCCUCUGUUUAUCUUGCUGGUCUACUCUAUGGCCACCUUCGUGGACGACGCGGAUACCCAGAUCACCUACACUCCUGGCUGGAAAGUGUUCGCCAACGACGGCGCCAGCGUCCUCGGAACAAAACAUGGCGCAGCGUCUGCGGACCUCACAGCCACCUUCAGUUUCACAGGGACACACGUCUCUGUCUGGGGGCUCGUGGGUUCCAACGACGUCCACGGCUGGCCGAUCACAGAGUACGCGAUCGAUAGAAACGUCCUCGGGACGUUCACCGCGCCCCAAGUCGAUCCGCCCCACUUCCUCAUCAACGUCACAUUCUUCUCCUCCAACACGCUCGCCGCUGGCCAGCACGAGCUCACAAUCACGAACGUGAACGGCACGGCGCCGAACACGUACUGGCUCGACUUCCUCCUCUUCGCGCCCGCGGUGAUCAACUUGACAACCACCCCCGCGACCACUGGCGCGACCACCGCUGCUGCUCCUUCCCCGUCAAGCUCGGGCAUCCUUCUCACCACCGGAACAGACUCAAGCCCCAGUACCAGCAGCGCCGCCUCUAAACCGACUGGGGGAAACGACGCAGCGCCCUCAGGCUCUUCCUCGCGCUCCCACACGGCGGCGAUCGCGGGCGGCGUCGUCGGUGGGCUCGCGAUCGUCGCGAUCGCGGCCGCGCUCGUCAUUUUUCUCCGAAGGCGUCGGGGGCCGCGACGAGCUAGCCGCCUCACGCUAGAGAGCGAUGGGAGCGGGGACAUGAUGACCCAGGCGCUGCCGUUCGUCGCGCAACAGGCUAGCGGGAGCACGGGCCUGUCCUCCAAACUCGCGCUGGCGGCAGUUCACCCCGUGGGCGGCUCCCGGUCGGACGCCUCGAUGGGCCGUACUUUUGCAGAGGUCGACUCCGGGCUGCGAUGGGCGAACGUGGGCGACGGGACUGUCAUUCUACCACCUCCGUAUACCCGCGAAUGA
This is a messenger RNA of Epithele typhae, 1629 nucleotides long. RefSeq lists its product as uncharacterized. Lineage: Eukaryota; Fungi; Basidiomycota; Agaricomycetes; Polyporales; Epitheliaceae. The record is from RefSeq and is a predicted model, not a curated record. The transcript is spliced from 7 exons. The coding region runs from base 1 to 1629 and encodes 542 amino acids.